ACUAAAACUAGAAUAUUAAUAAUAUCCUCCUAUGGCGUUUUAUUCAACCUCCAGAAUAAUUGCAGGUUUGUUGGUGGUGCUAUGGAGUGGUAGGUUGUAUGCUGCUAAUGGAUGCUUUUCAUCCAUCAUCAGCUUUGGUGACUCCAUUGCUGACACCGGGAACCUGAAAUAUCUGGCUUCCUUAUCCGAAGAUGUUGGAUUUCCAUGUGAUCCGCCUUACGGCCAAAAUUUCAUCGGCCAGUCCACCGGCCGCUGCUCCAAUGGCCGUCUCAUCAUUGAUUUCCUAGCGGAGAGUCUUGGGUUGCCAUUGAUACCACCGUAUUUAAGCAUCAAGGGGAGUGGGAGUGGGAGUUUGAUGGCAUUUAGGCAAGGAGUGAACUAUGCGACCGGGGGUUCUACAGCAAUGAGUUCGUCAUUUAUCGAAGCCAAAUGCGGUGAAAGUAUUGUGAUUAACGGAACUCUAAAAGAUCAGUUAGCAUGGUUUAAACAAUCGUUGCCUUUUAUUUGUGGCAACACUAAUUCUUCAGCUUGUAGAAAUUUCAUUGGGCAUUCUUUGAUACUUAUGGGUGAAAUUGGUGGUAAUGAUUACAAUCUUCCAUUAAUCCGGGGAAGAUCCAUUGAUUAUGUCCAAUCAUACGUUCCUCUUGUUAUUGAUUCCAUCGUCUCCACAAUCAAUGAGUUGAUUAAGAUGGGGGCUCAAACUCUAGUUGUUCCAGGAAACUUUCCAAUUGGAUGCUUUCCCUCAUAUUUGACAACGGGUGUGUCAGGUGUAUCUAAUAACGAAGGUUAUGAUCCUAUAACAGGUUGUCUCACCAAGUUAAAUGAGUUCAGCGAAUAUCAUAACAAAAUGUUGCAAACAAAACUAAAUCAGAUUCGAGAGCUUAAUCCUAAUGUCGUUGUUAUCUAUGCGGACUACUACAAUGCUCUAAUGCAAAUAUACUAUUCUCCUGAUGAAUAUGGAUUCACAAACGGGGCUUUGAAGGCGUGUUGUGGAGGUGGAGGGCCGUAUAAUUACAACGCAUCCAUAAGAUGUGGAGAUGCAUCCACGAUAUUGUGUGAUGAACCAGAUAAAUAUGUCAGCUGGGAUGGGGUUCACUUAACAGAAGCGGCAUACAAACUGAUUUUCAAGAGUUUAUUUCAAGGACAAUACACUACGCCUGAAUUUUAUUCCUUGUGUCCUAGAACAUCAACAUCUAAAGGGACAGUCAUAUCAUCGAGUUCUAUAUAACCAAUGCAAGCUUAAAUACAUAUAUUCUUGUGAUGACACGUGGCACAUGCUCUAUUUCACACGAAGGGGUAUUAUUGUCAUUUGUGUAUUUCUUUUUAUAUUCUGUAAGACCUCAAUCAUGGCGUUUUUAUAUUCUACUGAACAGUAUUUGCUAAAUAACGUUUAUAUUUACUGACUAUGAUUCCUAUGGCCA
Helianthus annuus (common sunflower) is the source of this 1421-nucleotide messenger RNA. Its product is annotated as GDSL esterase/lipase At1g31550. Bases 32 to 1228 code for a protein of 398 amino acids. The transcript is spliced from 5 exons. The record is from RefSeq and is a predicted model, not a curated record. Gene Ontology annotation, molecular function: hydrolase activity, acting on ester bonds. NCBI's taxonomy places the organism in Eukaryota, Viridiplantae, Streptophyta, Magnoliopsida, Asterales, Asteraceae.